Messenger RNA from Aureobasidium melanogenum CBS 110374, 798 nucleotides. RefSeq names its product ribonuclease T2. Gene Ontology annotation, biological process: RNA catabolic process. NCBI's taxonomy places the organism in Eukaryota, Fungi, Ascomycota, Dothideomycetes, Dothideales, Saccotheciaceae. Gene Ontology annotation, cellular component: extracellular region. The coding region runs from base 1 to 798 and encodes 265 amino acids. The record is from RefSeq and is a predicted model, not a curated record. The transcript is spliced from 2 exons. Gene Ontology annotation, molecular function: RNA binding; ribonuclease T2 activity.
AUGUCGUCUUCUCUGAUUGCUUUCAGCACCUUGCUCUGUUUAGCCGCUGCUGUGAUUGAGUCAUGCCCGGCCAAUUCGCCAAUUAGUUGCCAGACCAGCGGCACUAUCAAAAACACAUGCUGUACUGAGGUUCAGGGUCAAGUUUUGCAGACCCAAUUCUGGGACUCGGAUCCAGCAACUGGGCCCGCCGACUCUUGGACAAUCCAUGGCCUCUGGCCAGAUAAUUGUGAUGGCUCGUAUGAGGCCACAUGCGACAGUUCAAGAGCAUAUACCGACAUUGGCUGUAUCCUCCUGGAUAAAGGCCACGGCGAUAUCCUUGACUACAUGGAGACCUACUGGAAGGACUAUCAGGGAGACGACGAGUCUUUCUGGGAGCACGAAUGGAGCAAGCACGGAACUUGCUAUUCUACUUUGAACCCCGAUUGUUAUACCGACUACGAGAAGGAGGAUGAGUUGGUUGACUUCCUCAACACCACCAUCACCCUGUUCAAGGAUCUGCCUACUUACAAGUGGUUGGCUAACGCUGGUAUCACCCCUAGCUCUAGCAAGACCUACACCAACGCCCAGAUCACCAAUGCACUGCAAUCUAAGUUUGGAGCUACUCCUAUCCUAUCUUGCAGCAGCGGAGAGCUGAACCAGGUCGAAUAUGUCUUCAACGUCCGCGGAAGUGUUGCCAACGGUCAAUUCAUCGCUGUCAACCCUACCGGUACCAAAGGAAACUGUCCAAAGACUGGUAUCAAGUACUUGCCCAAGGACCUCAGCACUACACCCGAAGCCAACGAAGGUAGCUGUUCUUAA